AUGUUAAUCUCGAUUUUUAUGACUAAAUGUGUUCUAUCUUCAAUCUAUCCGCCAUAUAGCAGAUUUGAUGCUUACAUGCGAGCGUGGGACUCUAUAGGAAAGCUCAGUAUGUUAAAAGAAUACGAUCGGAUUGCUGAUGUUCUGCAUGAGUUGCGUGAUAUUGAUUUUGGAGUGAACCCCGGCUAUAAGGCUAGCCCACCUGAUUACAAGGGAUGUGAUCCAAUGCAAAGGGGAAAACAUCCGGUCAAAUGUAAAAAUGUCAUGGAUAAGUUAAACGCAGUUUAA
This is a messenger RNA of Clunio marinus, 285 nucleotides long. NCBI's taxonomy places the organism in Eukaryota, Metazoa, Arthropoda, Insecta, Diptera, Chironomidae. The record is from the annotation of a GenBank genome assembly.